GUACACGUGCUGCUAAACUGACCAUGUGGUGGCCGAGGAUAGCCGGAGAUUAAGCAUAAAAUUUGAGCGUGUUUUUCCGCAGUUCCUGCUGGUGCAAGCGAUAACAAAAGAAUUAUUCGAGUGUCAAAUACACGAGAGAAACAAACAGGCGAUAAGUCGUGCAAGUAAGGAAGAUCUCUGUAUCGUUGGCCGUAUCGGUAAAAGCCGCGUUUCCGUAGAGACGAGUCAGGCGAAAACUGCAGCUUCUUAUCGGUCCCGAUACUCGUAUCUGCUCUAGUCCGGUAGCUAGCAGUGCUUUUUUUGUCGUCGCCGAACGUGGACGCUCCCCUUCAGCUAGGGCUAACAUGCCUUGAGCUGCAUUCGCGGUUCACGUCGACGCCUAUCGAAAAUCUACGUCCAAAAGCACCAAGAUGAACUCCGCAAAGCCCAUCUCUAAAGAUCCCGUAGCCCUCGGAACUGUACUGGAAGAAAGUAACGCAGUCGUCGUGCCAGCAGAGGACGGUGCCAUCUCCUGGCGGGAGCGAUGGAUCCCGUUCUUCAAGAGCCUCAGCUUGGAAUUCAUCUUGUUUUUCUACACGACCACUUUCGCCAUGCGUUUCGUGGUGACCCAGCAACUGUUCAUCGCCAAGUCCUGUCUCUCCAGCUACCCGGAUGACGUGUGUGACAGACUCGACCUUCAAAACGCCACCGUGCGAGACAACGUAACCAAGAUCGCAAACGUCCACAACUUACUUCUCGUGCUUUCCGAGUUCGUGCCGGCUUCCGUCGUCUCCGUGUUCCUAAGCUCGUGGUACGACAAGCACGGCAAUCGAAUACCCCUACUGUUCAACUUGGCCGGAGCCGCCAUCCUGGACAGCGGGACCAUCUUGACGGUGGUCUUCUUCAGGACUCCCAUGUAUGUGAACGUACUCUUGGGGCUCGUCUGUGGCAUGACCGGAGGCAUGGUCUGCAUGACGGCCAUCGUGGAGAGCAACGCAUCGAGGUCCUCGAGGGAAGACAUGAGGGCUGUGAAGUUUCUUUUCGUCAUGAGUGCACUCCUGGUGGGUGUGCAGACAGGCCAGUUGCUUUCUGGCGAACUCUACAGUGCUGGAGGUUACCUUCCCGUGUACUGCGUGUCCGUGGGACUGGUCAUGUUCAGUCUAGGCAUGGUGGUGGUGUUCAACGUGGGCACUUCCGACUCGUCAGCAGGUUGGAGGGGCAUGCUGAAGGACCUCCGGGUUGGCAACUUCAAGGAGGGCUUCGACGCUGCUUUUGGAUGGAGGCCGCACGGUCUGAGACAUCGGCUCUGUCUCCUGGCCUUGUCACUAGGAGUCAUCUUGUUUAAUGCUGAAACCGGCAAGGGCAUCUCCUUCUACUACACGCUCAAGCGUUUCCACUGGAGCGUGACCGAGUACUCCAACCUGAGCGCCGGCUUCGGCGCCUUGGACAUCCUCUGCUCGGGUCUCUUCAUCACCGUCUGCAGCCGCCUGCUCGGGGCCCACGACCUCGUCAUGGCUCUCGUCGGAAUCAGCUCGAUGACCGCCUUCCUCGUCAUCAAGGGGCUGUCGUACUACACUUGGAUGUACUACAUGGGUUGUGCCCUCGGAUGCCUGACGAGCGUGGCGCCUGUGGCGAUCCUGGCGCACGUCUCUAAACUCAUCAGCAAAGACGAAGCCGGCAAGGUCUUCUCCUUCUGGAGUUCCUGCGAAUCUCUGGUGCCGAUAGCUGGGAAUGUGUUCGCCAGCUUGGUGUUCAACUCUGUUCUCGAAAUAAACCCUGGCUUACCUUUCUUCAUCUCGGCAGGGCUCAUGGCAGUGCCAUUCAUCGCAAUCACGUACUGCCUUUACAGGGGAUUGGUUGUGUACCGUUCUCUGGAAGACAAUCCCGACGUCGCGGUUAGGCCUAACGCUGCACCGUACAACGCUCGUGUUACGUAACGAGAACGCUUGCUUUACACUUUGUUACUGCAUACAUGAUCUUGUAUAGUGUACAGCAAUUGAUGGAUGUAUUUAUUCCACUAAACGUGAACCACUCUCAGUGACCAGUAUUUUUUUUUUAUUUCUUUUUUUUUAUCGUACAGCGUUUGGAAUGUUUUUAGCCUUGAACACUCGAUGAAAUCGCGAGAAUUUACAAUUGUUCUAAUAUUUGUAUUCUUGUUUCUUCAUCGACCUGCUCUCGUUUCAUUAUUCUUGCCAUGGUUUUCUAAACCUCACAGCGAUCAAUCAAUACCAGCGUAACUUCGAAACUGUCAUUUGAAAAUGUAUUAUUUCAGUGCUCAGUAAAGUUUCUACACGCCUGACCAAUUCGACCGCGCACCUGAUCGUGCGCAUACGUCUAUAGCUUCGUCUAGCUUCAAACGUUCUGGCUAAUUCAGGCCGAACGGGAGAUCUGUCGCUGUCUUGAGGGCCGCAAAAUGCACAAGUAAUACAAAUGAGGAAACAGAAAAUAAAUAAUCCAUAAUAAGUAUUUAAAUAAAAAAAUUUAAAGUCGAAGUAAAAAAAAAUAUAUAAAAUAUGAAAUAAAUGCAUAAACAGAUCGAUUUUACUUUGAAAUUUAAUAUUUAGCUAAAUAUGACAUUACACAUUAACUGGGACCCAGGAAACUCAUCGGGCGUAAAUCAAAGUGCGUGGGACCUUUGGCAUGUUCCAACAGGGCAGAAGACUGAUGAGAAUGACAAAACUGUUGCUCACGAUAUGUAAUGGAUACGACACCGGACACUAAGCACAUAUACACGGGGACGCCAAAGUCUUCUAUGAACAUACGUAUAGUCACACAGAUAUGAAAGAGGGGACUAAGGAUGCUGAUGCUGGUGUCGGAAACGUCCAAUGAAUAAAAUUACGAGAGGACACAUCUUACGA
This is a messenger RNA of Ixodes scapularis (black-legged tick), 2837 nucleotides long. RefSeq names its product proton-coupled folate transporter. Gene Ontology annotation, cellular component: membrane. The record is from RefSeq and is a predicted model, not a curated record. The transcript has 5 exons. Gene Ontology annotation, molecular function: transmembrane transporter activity. The coding region runs from base 411 to 1916 and encodes 501 amino acids. Gene Ontology annotation, biological process: transmembrane transport. Lineage: Eukaryota; Metazoa; Arthropoda; Arachnida; Ixodida; Ixodidae.